Portunus trituberculatus (swimming crab) is the source of this 3435-nucleotide messenger RNA. RefSeq names its product carbohydrate sulfotransferase 11-like. NCBI's taxonomy places the organism in Eukaryota, Metazoa, Arthropoda, Malacostraca, Decapoda, Portunidae. Bases 1084 to 2565 code for a protein of 493 amino acids. Gene Ontology annotation, biological process: carbohydrate biosynthetic process. Gene Ontology annotation, cellular component: membrane. The record is from RefSeq and is a predicted model, not a curated record. Gene Ontology annotation, molecular function: sulfotransferase activity. The transcript is spliced from 6 exons.
CAGUGUUCCUCAGGCAGCUGGGAGUGUAGGAUAUGUUCCCCGACGCUGCGCCUCGGCACUAGCUCCUCCCCUUGUCAUGUGCGUACAUAGAUGACCCGAGGAGAGUAGGAAGUAGACACUCGUUGACUUCCCUUGCAUGAGGACUUACGUGAAUUGCCAGGCCACGAUGUUCAGAGUAGGAAGUUUUCUCGUAUUUGUGUACAGCGUGCGAAGAUGACCUUGCAAUAAGUAAGUAAUAAGAAAGCAGAGACGCUGCUUCCGUACAGUGUGUGAAGAUGAUCCUCAAGUGACUAGAGGAGAGGAGAAGACACUCAUUGGCUUGUGUUAUAAACGAGUAGCGCAAUCUAAUAGAAAUCGUUAGGAAAGGAGUGUAUGUAUACUUCUGACCAGUGUGCGGUGACCUUGAAAUGCGUGAAUGAAGAAAAAAAGAUAAAAAUUCACCUAUUGACUGAGAUACCGUCAUUAAAACACUUCCAUGAUGCACUGUGGGCGAGAAAUACUUCAAUGACCUAAACAGAAAAAGACAUACCUCAAAUAUGCAAAAUAGAAAAGCAAACCCACGAACUUUUAAAUCAUAUGAGUGAAUGCUGAACUCACAAUGCUAGGUGGAAGUAGAGGACCUCACCACACAUUUCUAGGAGUAAGACAGGAGAGACACACACACUGAAAACAAGAAGAGAGAAGAGAGACCUUGAAAUUAAUGGAAGGCACACGCACACCGAAGAUGAUAAGAGAGGAGAGACGCAUACCGUAGAAAGGAGAGAGAGAGUCACAUCCUGAAAUUGACAGGGAGAACACACCACUGAAAUAACAAGAGAGAAGAGAUACACACCCUGAAAAAUAAUAAAAAGGUGACACAUACACCCUGAAAAUAAGAAAGGAGAGACACACACCCUUACAAUAAGAGAGGAGAGACACACACCCCUGAAUAUAUUAGAGGAUAGAUACACGCCCUGAAAAUAAGACAAGAGAGACACACACCCCUGAAAAUAAGAGAAGAGAGAGACACACCCUGAAAAUAACGAGAGACAAAUACAAGCGGUAUACAAGGAAGGACAUCCAUUGACUUCUGAAUCUUCUACAAUGUUGGUCAAAAUCAAGCGACUGACGCGGAUGGUGCUGACGGUGCUCGGGGUGAGUCUGGUGAUGUACAGCUCCAUCAACCUGCCCGUUGAAUCUUUAAGGCGCAGGACAAACACCCAGAGGAACGCCCGGGCAGCCUCGGAUGUUGAGACCCACAAGAAUAUUAAUGAGAAGAGUGACUGGUACAAGCCCCUCGUAGGUGAGAGGGAAGACACUAACCUCCCCGUGAAUCAGACCUCGGAAUGGGACUUUCUAGUGGAUCUUCCUGUUAGAGAAGAAGAGGAUAACGACUCUGAGGAAAGCUCUGAGCUGGACACUGCAUUCAACUUCCCCUCAGUACUCUUGAAUCCUCCAUCAGCGCCUCCUGCGGAAUGGGAGAACAGGGUGCCUCUCUCUGCCUUCCCACGUAUAAGAGAAACUAAUUGCAAGGGGAAACCUCCAAAUAACAACAGCCUCGUGUACCCGUGUAAGCCGAAGCGACAUGCCACAGAAAAUGAAGCAAUCUGGCCUACGAUACUUGAGCCUUCUAACGGUGCGCUCCUUAGAAGGAUAUCUCAGCGACGCUACGAUGACCCGGAGAUAGAGCAGCUGGUGGACGAGCAGCUGGAGGUGCAGAUGCGACGCUUGGCACGUGUGGCGGAGACUUGCGAGGCUUACCCAGGGCUGGAGGAGAAGCUGAGUCUGAGCUUUGUGUGGGCCAAGGACAGGGACCCGCCUCUUGUCUACUGCCCAAUAUACAAGUCAGCCUCCACCACCUGGAUGACAAAUUUCCUGCGUCUGGAGCACCUUAAUGACAACAAACCCAAGCUCAGGGGCCUGUCGCAGAGAGCAUGGGAGUACCGGAAGUUUAAGCCUCGUUUCGGCGGCGGCCACCAGAGGGUCUUCUUGGACUACCCGAAGCCAGAGACACUGCGAGAGAAGCGGCGGGUUUUCAAGAACGCUGUCAGGUUCAUUGUAGUGCGCCAUCCCUUCGACAGGUUGGUGUCAGUGUACAGAGACAAGAUAGCGAGGCCGAAUCCUCUGCCCUUCAGACCUUACUUCCAAGACCUGCAGAAGGCGAUAGUGGGCAGGUACAGACACCCGGGCAGUGAGGAUCUCCUGCCCCCACAACCCACCUUUUCAGAGUUCGUGGAUUAUUUGAUUGAGUCCACGGAGAACCUGAAGACUAUGAGCGACUGGACGACGAAGGUAAUCUGCUGGACUCCUUACUGGGUGCAGUGUGGCGUGUGCACCUCAGACUACCAGGUGGUGAUCAAGGUGGAGACGAUGAAGAGUGACGAGCAGCUCCUGGCCCACGUGGCGAACCUGACGGAGAUCCAGGACGGCAGUAAGUGGGAGAACAAGCGGAAGGGUCCUCCACCUGACUUCUUCAAGACGCUGACAACAUCCCAAGUGAAGGCUCUCUAUCGCAGGUACAAGGAGGACUUUGACUUGUUUGGCUACACUAUUGAUGAGUACCUGAGCACCGCCAGAGAGGUGUGAAGGUCAGCACUUUGUUGACAUGUAAAAGAGAAGAGUUAGAGAUGAACAGUGUGAGUUUUCCUAGGGUUACUACUGAUUAUUAUACCUGUACUCUGCCUGACAGGUAUAAAGAUCAAUAGUCUACUUGUGAAAGAGAAAAAUAGAGAUGACCAUUAUGAAUAUGAGCUAUAAUUAAUACAAAUACACCUGUACACUCCCUGAAAGAUGUAACAGUGUGGGAUCGAUAUGAAUUUACGUGGUUUAUACAAGUAGUUACUAUAGGUGGCAUCUUUCUCAUGCGUGUAAAGGCGAAGUAUAUAGCUGUGAGGUGGCCAGUGUGAGUUUAUUUUGCUUUGCUACUGAGUGAUAUACCUGAGUGAAAGCUGAUAAGUGUAAUGACGUUACCUGUGAAAGGGAAAAGGUUAGAAAUGACCUGUAUGUGUGUAUCUGGGUGUAUUAAGGUGCCCGCCAUUGCCAACAAUAUGUAAUGGUGGGACUCUCAGGGGUGUUGUGUGUUCUGUGUAGCAUGGCUGGCAGCACUGUAGUAGUCCAAAGAAGUCCUAGGGGCAAGCAAACACUUUUAGAGGUGUCGAGUCAUUUGUCUCAGGAUUUCGGCUAAUUGUUUCUAAUCUUUUAGGGAGACUGCAAUUCCAGUGGGCCCUUUUUUUUUUUUCUAAUAUUUUGUUGCCCUUGGCAGCUCUCCCUUUACAUAAAGAAAGAGUACAAUAGUGUAUUGCUACAAGGCAAAAUACAGAACACAGACUUCGAGACAAAGGCUCCCACUAAGGGGCUAUCACACUGGCCUAUGAUACGCGGAACGCGGGCCAUGGUUCUUGGUACGAAACCAGGAACACUAUCACACACAAGCUGCCCGCGUUCUUGUUAUGCUAG